UUUAACAAUUCAUAUUUUACUGCUGUGAAGGGACUUGCCUGAGGGCCACACAGCUAGGAAGUGGCAGUGCUGAAUCCAAACGUUCGCAGUCUGGCCCCAGAGUCCCUGGGCUUACCUGUGUGGCCUUAGAGGACGUCCAUGGAUCAGCAGCCUCACUCUGUCUCGUCCUGCCUGGUGCCUCUUGUUUAGUCUCUGCCAGGAGCUGACUGCCUGCAGGGCUGGAAUCCUGUGCUUCCUCUGCCCAGCACCUGCCAUGUUGGCCAACGCCACCAUGAAGCCGCUCUGCCCCCUCCUGGAGCAGAUGAGCCAACUCCAAAGCCACAGCAACUCCAGCAUCCGCUACAUCGACCACGUCUCGGUGCUGCUGCACGGGCUGGCCUCACUGCUGGGCCUGGUGGAGAACGGACUCAUCCUCUUCCUGGUGGGCUGCCGCAUGCGGCAGACUGUAGUCACCACCUGGGUGCUGCACCUGGCGCUGUCCGACCUGCUGGCCACCGCCACCCUGCCAUUCUUCACCUACUUCCUGGCCGUGGGCCACUCAUGGGAGUUGGGCACCACCUUCUGCAAGCUGCACUCCUCCAUCUUCUUCCUCAACAUGUUUGCCAGCGGCUUCCUGCUCAGCGCCAUCAGCCUGGACCGCUGCCUGCAGGUGGUGCGGCCCGUGUGGGCGCAGAACCAUCGCACGGUGGCUGCGGCCCACAAGGUCUGCCUGGUUCUCUGGGCCCUGGCCGCGCUCAACACCGUGCCCUACUUCGUGUUCCGGGACACCAUCCCGCGGCGGGACGGGCGCAUCAUGUGCUACUACAACAUGCUGCUUCUCAACCCUGGGCCCGACCGCGACGCCACGUGCAACUCGCGCCAGAUGGCCCUGGCCGUCAGCAAGUUCCUGCUGGCCUUCGUGGUGCCGCUGGCCAUCAUCGCCUCGAGCCACGCGGCCGUGAGCAUGCAGCUGCGCCACCGCGGCCGCCCGCGGCCCGGCCGCUUCGUGCGCCUGGUGACGGCCGUGGUGGCGGCCUUCGCGCUGUGCUGGGGGCCGUACCACGUCUUCAGCCUGCUCGAAGCCCGUGCGCACAGAGAAGCGGCGCUGCGGCCGCUCGUGUGGCGUGGGCUGCCCUUCGUCACCAGCCUGGCCUUCAUCAACAGCGUGGUCAACCCGCUGCUCUACGUGUUCACCUGCCCCGACGUGCUGCGCAGGCUCCGGCACUCGCUGCGCAGCGUGCUGGAGAGCGUGCUGGUGGACGACACGGAGCUGGGCGCCGGCGGCAGCCGCCGCCGCCGCUCCUCCACCAACGCCCCGCCCGCGCCCCGCCCGCGCCGGCCGGCGGGUGUGCUUGGCUGGCUGCCGGGCCGCCGCGCUGCUGCCCCCGUGAUGGGCCGGGCGGGAUCCCAGGAUGAAAAUGGCCCGCUGAACCGGAUGCUGAGCACCACCUCUGGUUAGAGGCGCGGCCGGCAUCGCCGUUCUGCACGGAAGGCAGAGGCAGGGCAGUGAUCCAGCGUAAAAGCAUCAAGACGCCGUCGUUAAAAUGUAGAUACUUUGCUCCAGCCUUGAGGAUCUUAGUCCGAAGGGCGGGACCCUGGGAUCUGCAUUUUAAAGAGCCCCGCGUGACUCAGUGAACCGAGUUAGAAAUCGAGUUAAAGCAGCUUCUAAAAACU
Messenger RNA from Hipposideros armiger (great roundleaf bat), 1653 nucleotides. It is a transcript of the gene PTGDR2, whose product is annotated as prostaglandin D2 receptor 2. NCBI's taxonomy places the organism in Eukaryota, Metazoa, Chordata, Mammalia, Chiroptera, Hipposideridae. Bases 254 to 1438 code for a protein of 394 amino acids. Gene Ontology annotation, cellular component: plasma membrane. The record is from RefSeq and is a predicted model, not a curated record. The transcript has 3 exons. Gene Ontology annotation, biological process: phospholipase C-activating G protein-coupled receptor signaling pathway; positive regulation of cytosolic calcium ion concentration; complement receptor mediated signaling pathway. Gene Ontology annotation, molecular function: G protein-coupled receptor activity; complement receptor activity.